This is a messenger RNA of Colletotrichum higginsianum IMI 349063, 3351 nucleotides long. RefSeq names its product RecF/RecN/SMC N terminal domain-containing protein. Bases 1 to 3351 code for a protein of 1116 amino acids. Gene Ontology annotation, biological process: double-strand break repair via homologous recombination. Gene Ontology annotation, molecular function: ATP hydrolysis activity; ATP binding. Lineage: Eukaryota; Fungi; Ascomycota; Sordariomycetes; Glomerellales; Glomerellaceae. The record is from RefSeq and is a predicted model, not a curated record. The transcript is spliced from 5 exons. Gene Ontology annotation, cellular component: Smc5-Smc6 complex.
AUGUCUUCUCGUCUUCCAGGUCGCCGGAGGCGACGUGGCUUGGAGGACGAUGAUUCAGAUGCGCGCUCUGAUGCGUCGGAAGGACCGAAGCGGCCUCGCCUUGGACGACGUGCCAACGACUCCGACGACGACCAGAAACCCCCAAGAAAUGGGGUCCAUACCAACGGGGUGAACGGCACGACGAGCCGGCUCGACCAAGACGGUUUUUCGCCCGGUGCUAUCCGCCGCGUCAAAGUCGAAAACUUCGUCACGUACGAAAUGGCAGAAUUCUUUCCUGGACCGAAUCUCAAUAUGGUCAUCGGACCCAAUGGAACGGGAAAGAGUUCCCUCGUCUGCGCCAUUUGCCUAGGCCUUGGCUUCAGCCCGAAGCACCUCGGCCGAGCCGGCAAUGUGAAGGAGUUUGUCAAGCAUGGCAAGUCUUCCGCCGUUAUCGAGAUCGAGCUACAGCGUCGUCCCGAAGACAGAUCGCAUCAUGUCAUCCGAGUCCAAAUCGACCGUGAACGAAACAGUCAGAAAUGGUGGUUGAACGGCAAGGAUACUACACACAAGACGAUACAGGUUCUCAUGAGGGACCUCAAGAUCCAGGUCGACAAUCUGUGCCAGUUUCUACCGCAAGACCGGGUUGUCGAGUUCGCAUCCGCUACCCCAGUCGACUUACUACAUGAAACUUUGCGUGCUGCCGCACCCCAGGAGAUGCUAGACUGGCAAAAGAGUCUCCAGGAUUUGCACAAAGACCAAAAGGAGCUUCAGCGUGGCUCCGACUCGGCGGGCGACCACUUGAAGCAGCUGGAGGAACGACAAAGCGACAUGCAGCAGGAUGUUGAUAGGUUACGCGAAAUCGAAGAGGCUCAGCAAUACAUUGCCGAUCUUACUGAUGCUCGGGCCGUGGCCGACUAUCUCGAGUCCAAAGCGCUAUACAAAGAAAAGAAAAAAUUGGAAAGGCUGGCCCAGAAGAACUUGCAGAAGCUCGAGCAGGAGGCCGCUCCUUCUCUGCAGGCAGUCAAUCAAAAACAAGAGUAUCACGAAAAAGUGGUGACCGUGGUUCGCAAACGCAAGGAUGUAUUGCGACGAACGGAAGCUGCUGCGGAUGCAGCGCUCAAUCGCAUCGAGGAUGCAGACGAACAAAUAAAGACGGUAGAGGCCAACAUGGAGACCAAUAGGAAGGGUUUCGAGGCCAAAAAGCAAGAGUUGGGCAAGAUUCGAAGCAAAAUAGGCGCUUUGGAGAACCAGAAGAAGAACAAGCCUCCUGAGUUCAAUCCUCAGGAACACAACACACAAAUACGAGAGAAGGAACACCAGCUGCGAGAGCUCGAGGCUGAGCAACGCCAAGCCGAGGGCAAAAUACGAGAGAUCAAAGAGCAGGGCCAUGCCAAGAUCCAAGCGAAAAACACUUUGAUCCGAGAGCUCGAAGGGCUUGAUUCUCAGCAGGGUCAGGUCAUCAACUUCAUCCAGAAGAAGUGGCCUGAUGUGGCUAAAGGCUAUCUCUGGCUUCAGGAGAAUGCCAAUAUGUUCGAAAAGGAGGUGUUUGGGCCACCGGCCCUCUGUUGCUCCGUCAAAGACGACCGAUAUUCUGAUCAGAUCCAAGCGCUCUUACACAAUGACGACUUCCUCUGCUUCACGGCGCAAACUCGAGAUGACCACAAGAAGCUCAGUCAUCACCUCUACAAGGAAUUGAGUCUCUCCGUCAACGUCCGCUCGAUUCUCAGACCGUUGGACGAUUUCCGGCCUAGGAUGUCCCGGGACGAGCUCAAUGCCCUUGGAAUUGAUGCCUUCGCACUGGACAUGUUGGCCGGGCCAGAGCCUGUUCUUGCAAUGCUCUGUAACGAAAAGAAGUUGAAUGCCGCAGGAAUCGCACUGAAUGAUGUCAGCGACGCUCAGUACGAGCGCAUUGCCCAAGGAGAGGUCAUCAACAGUUGGGCGACGGGUCGGCAGUUGUACAGGGUGUCUCGGCGCAAGGAUCUUGGGCCGGGGGCCGUCUCGACAAUGACCAGGGGCAUUCAACAAGGUAUGUUCUGGACAGACCAGCCAGUGGACGAGGCGGAAAAGAAUGAGAUACGGCGCAAGAUCAGUGAGGUGGAGGCCGAGUGGGAUAUCCUGAAAGCCAAGAACACGGAGGUCCGGGAGCAGAUGGCCGGGUUCACCAACAGCAAGAAAGAGAUCAACGACGAUCUGAAAACGCUCAGGGAAAGGAAGAACGAGCUUCAGAAAGCCCACAAUGCCUACCAGGCAAUUCCCGUCAAGCUAGACACCGAGAAGAGGGCCUUGGACCAGAAAAGGUCAGAAGUCGAAGAGGCGAGAGCAGCCAACGCACAGCUCAGCUUCGAUCUCGACAAUGCCCAUGUGGACAAGGCCAAAGCUACCUUGCAGCACCACGCGGCCAUCGUGGCCAUUCGAACGGCACAAGAUGUGUUGCUCGAAGCUCAGAUCCGCGAAAUCGAAGCCAGGUCUGACGUUCAAGGCCUCAAGGCCAGAAACACCGAGCUGGUUCAGAUGCUGGAAGAGGAAAAACACAACAUUGCUUCUUUUAGCGAGGAAUCUCAGCGGGCCAGACGGCGUGCAGAAGAGGCACAGAGCAAGGUGAUUGAGAUCUUUGCGAGGGACGAGACCCGAAAGGACCUUCUCGAAAGCUUGGCGAAAGACAGGACGGUCGAAGACAUUGACAACGACAUCGUUGCAAAACAGGGCAGCAUUGAGCUCAUCCAAGUCGCCAAUCCCGGUGCUCUGCGCGAGUUCGAGAAGCGAGCCCGAGAGAUUGAGAAGCUGCGUUCGAAGAUGGAGUCAUCGACAGCCAAGCUGGACCACUUAAAUCGCCAAAUCACAAAGAUUCGCGAGAAGUGGGAGCCGAAGCUUGACGAGCUGGUCGGCAAGAUCAGUGACGCCUUCAGUUACAACUUUGAGCAGAUCAACUGCGCCGGCGAGAUUCGGAUACACAAAGAUGAAGACUUUGACCAGUGGGCUCUGGACAUCAUGGUCAAGUUCAGAGAAAACGAGACGCUCCAGCAGCUCAACCAGCAUCGCCAAUCCGGCGGCGAGCGAGCUGUUUCCACCAUCUUUUAUCUAAUGGCUCUCCAAUCCAUGGCGCAAUCACCCUUCCGUGUGGUCGAUGAGAUCAACCAGGGCAUGGAUCCCCGCAACGAGCGCAUGGUGCAUGAGCGCAUGGUAGAGAUUGCGUGCCGCGAGCACACGUCACAAUACUUCCUGAUUACGCCCAAACUGCUCACCGGUCUGAGGUACGACCCGCGCAUGCGCGUGCUCUGCAUUGCCAGCGGAACGCACAUGCCCAAGGACGGCAAGAAGCUCGAUUUUGCUCGUUGCCUGAAAAUCCACAAGCGCAUCGCGGCUGGCGGAUAA